GAACACAAAAAACUAAAGAAUUCAUGGUCAAUCGGUAAAGGUAAAUACUUCACUUCACCUUGUGUAUAUAACAGAAAAAAUGCUGAAUAUGUGGUAGUUCAGCAAGAAAAUAUUAUUCGAAUAUUCUCUGAACAAAGUUUUAAUGAUGGACAGACAUUUACUGUAAAUAUUCCAAUCAAAGAAGUACAGCCUGAUACUAAUCAGAUUGAUUCGUUUGUUGUGUUCAUAAACACUACCAUUCUACCAUUAGAAGUUGUGCUACAAAAUCCAGAUCAAAUUGCAAAAGAGGGCAAUUUUGAAGGGAAAAUCUUGUUCAGUAAAAUAUUGACAAACUUGACUUAUGUUAUAUGUGUACAAAAAAAUAACAAUAAAUGUAAUUUAAGAAUCGUUAACGGAGAACAAGAAUGGCAAAUUUCGUUCCAGUAUAAAAAUUUGGAAUUAUCAGCUGCGUGUGUUGAUCAUGUUUCAUCUGAUAUUGUAAAAAUCUUUUCUGUGUGGAGCGAUGGUUGUUUGUGUGAAACAAUCAUAUCUCUACCUGUUAAUGAAAACUAUAAAACGGAGUUUAAAAAGGUUUAUCAGUUUAAUACAAGCUGUAGUGGAAACAUCACUUUGGUAAAUUUGUCUAGUACCUGUAUUGCUGGUUUGUUCCCACAUGAAAGUAAUCAAUGUGAAAUAUUGGCAGUCGAUGUUAAAUUUGGAAUGUGUCAUUCUGUAAUGUCAAAUUUAUCAUCAUAUGCGCAGAUGUAUGUAUCAAGAAGUAAUUUAUAUAUGGAUGACCAGCAGUCUGUUUCUAUUGUGCCUUUUAGUAGCCAACCUAUUACAUUGUCUUCUGUUUUGGGAAAGCAUAGAGCAUCUACAAGCAAGCAAGUCGUAAAUAUGAAUUCCAAUAAUUGUCCAAAUCAAACGAAUGAGCAACAGCUGUAUGAGACUUUAUUGCAGGUCGAAAAUGAAAAACAGGCAAUCAAGCAAUGGGAAAAAAGUUGGAGAGCAAAAUCCCAUUUAGAGCAACAGAAGCUUACUUCUUCUAAUUCAAUGAAAGAGUUAUUCAUUCACUUAACAGACGAUAAACAACCAUGGAAGCCUUUGCUACUGAAGAAUAUUUUGAAAACUACCCAAAUUAGCUCAAAUAUUUGUCCCAACUUGAUUAAUGUUGUGCUUGAACACAAUGAAUGGAGUUUAUUAUUUGUUUGUGUAAAACAUCUACACGACAUCACCGAAGUUGAAAUUGUGACUUGUUUGAGUGUCCUAUUGAGGAAUGAAAUAGAUAUGGAGUCACUGCAAGAAGAAAUACUAAAUGAAAUUUUAAAUCUUCCAUAUACUGAAGAUGUGAUGAGAGACAAUUUGCGUCGCCUAACUUUCACAAAAGUUGUGAAUUUAUUGAAGAUGUUGGAAAGAAGGUUGAAAGAACUAUCUUUACCCAUUACAAAUUUAAUAACUUUCAAUCAGGUUGCAUCAUGGAUAGGUUUGUUAUUAGAUACUCAUUCCACUGAAAUAAUAACCACACCUGAGAUUUGGUAUUUGCUAACAGAACUACAAGCCACAAUUCUAAUGCAGGCUGAACUGUUUUCUGAACUAAAGAAAAUUAAUGCCAUUUUCACCCAAUAUAGACAAUCAUCAUUUCCCAUUAAAAAUCCCAAUAAUUUUGAAUAUUGUAUACAGCGAAUGGUUUUGUAAUUCGAAAAAAAAUAAACAUAAUGAAAAGAAAAUUA
Molecule: messenger RNA, 1709 nt
Organism: Ciona intestinalis (vase tunicate)
Lineage: Eukaryota; Metazoa; Chordata; Ascidiacea; Phlebobranchia; Cionidae
Source: RefSeq, a predicted model, not a curated record